AUGCCGCGCGGCAUAGGGGGCUUCCUGCUGCCCACCGUGGCUGGCCAGGAAAACGAACCCGAUAGCCUUUUUGAAGAGCUCUUCCAGAAGCUGGACCGCCGCGGGGACGGGAUGGUGGACAUCGUCGAACUGCAGAAAGGACUGGAAGCUAUGGGCAUCCCUCCCGGCCAGGACGGGGAGGUGGGCCGCGAGGUAAUUUUAAAAUCUGCUGAUAUUAACAAGCAUAAUCUGCUGGACCUUGGCACAUUUAUGCAGUACCUUAAAGAUAAUGAGAUAAAAAUGAAGUUGACUUUUAAGAGUUUGGACACAAAUAAUGAAAGUUUGUUUUUAUACAGUUAG
Molecule: messenger RNA, 339 nt
Organism: Balaenoptera acutorostrata (minke whale)
Lineage: Eukaryota; Metazoa; Chordata; Mammalia; Artiodactyla; Balaenopteridae
Product: mitochondrial adenyl nucleotide antiporter SLC25A24-like
Exons: 2
Coding region: 1-339 (112 amino acids)
Molecular function (GO): calcium ion binding
Source: RefSeq, a predicted model, not a curated record